Fundulus heteroclitus (mummichog) is the source of this 2063-nucleotide messenger RNA. RefSeq lists its product as uncharacterized. The record is from RefSeq and is a predicted model, not a curated record. The coding region runs from base 1 to 1053 and encodes 350 amino acids. NCBI's taxonomy places the organism in Eukaryota, Metazoa, Chordata, Actinopteri, Cyprinodontiformes, Fundulidae. The transcript has 9 exons.
AUGUGGUUUCACGACGCCUCGGGCUCUGCGCGUCAGAGGACCGAAGAACUCGAAGCUGCAUACAUAGUAAUCAGCCCGCCUGACUCUCCCGUUCGAAACGUUGUGAAUUCACCGGAUCGAACCGUCCAGGACUCACACGCAACGCUAACAAACCACCGAGACAUUCUCGUUGAAGCAGUGCUUGAAGCCGGAAUUCAGCUAGCCGGAUUUAACCGGCCGGACGUAACCCAGAAUACACCGGCUGAAUCUCUGUUAGUUGCAGACGUUCCUCCCCGCACCUCAACCCCUCAGCCAGAAGCUGCAGCCCGUGCAGAGGGUCUCACCCCUCAGCGGGCAGUCUCCAGAGCAAGCAUACCAGAGCAGACCCCAUCACCAGCAGCAGAAGCAGCAACAGCAGAAGCUCCUCACUCUCGCUCAGCCCGUGCAGACGCAGCCAGUGAGCCAUUAGAGGGUCUCACCCCUCAGCGAGCACUUUCCGGUGCAAGCAUACCAGAGCAGACCCCACCGCCGCCACCACCAUCACCAGCAGCAGAAGCUACUCAGCCCAGCUUAGCUCGAGCCACCCCUAGCUUGAUCAGCCUCCGUUCAUCUGUCCUGAACCUGCAACAAGACAUCUGUCGGAUAAUCACCAAAGCUUGUGCUGUGAAAAGAAUUAUUCUGGAAACCUCAAAGGUUAUUGAGCAAAUUCCGCAGUCAGGAGACGGAGCACAGCUCUACUGCAUGCAGGCUGGAGAACUUGUGAGAUCCUGCCAGAUCCAGCUGGAUCAACUGUUCCGGCCGCCUGCAUUGCGUCGUACAGCAAGUGAACAGAGACAUCCUUGCUUGAUCAGCCUCCGUUCAUCUGUCCUGAACCUGCAACAAGACAUCCGUCGGAUAAUCAUCAAAGCUCGUGCUGUGAAAAGAAUUAUUCUGGAAACCUCAACGGUUAUUGAGCAAAUUCCGUCGUCAGGAGACGGAGCACAGCUCUACUGCAUGCAGGCUGGAGAACUUGUGAGAUCCUGCCAGAUCCAGCUCGAACUGCUGUUCCAGUCAUCAACACUCCACUCAGUGUAAUCAAGUAAAAUUGUGACCUGUAAACAUGGGUAGCCAGCAAAUGAGAAAUGCAUUAGAUGAAAUGUUGAAAGCUGUAAACGAAUUACAAAAUAUUCCUGUUAAUGAUACGUCAGGAGUUCUGAAUCUACCUAAUGCUUCACCCUCUCGGUUAGAACAAGCCCUGCAACAAUUAAACGCUUCAUUCUCUCAACCCUCCUCCCCGGAAAAUGAUUCAUUACACUUUGAGAUGCAAGUUACAGAUGUUUUAGAUCAAAUCACGGAAAUGGUUAACGACCUUCGGAAUAUACCGCUUCUGGAUACGUCUGCGGGUGCUAAUUUACAUGAAGGUAAUGGUUCACCGGAUAGACAACAGGUUCACGCCAGCCAGGGUUGGAAUUUUGAACGUUUAUCAUUGCUAGAAGAAGCCCUCCAUCAAUUAAACGCAUCCACCUCUCAGCCAUUUAACCCUAAUCCUGCAGGCCAACAGUCUCCUCAUCACCACCUGCAGCAGCAGCAGCAGCAGCAAGGGGGUAGUUUAAAUCAUAAUCCUUCUGGUUCUUCUAAUACAGUUUUGCAAAACCCCACCACCAGCACGCAUCAACUGCCAGACGUGCAGGGCCUGCAGGAUCAACCCUGCACGAGCCAGUCAGCUGUAAACAGCUCUGAGCACACACAGCAGUCCUCUACAUCCGGCAUCCAGCGCGACCGCUACAAUGUCACAGAAAUAAGACGCUCUUUAAACAUCACCGCUUUACAGCCUGGCGAGAUUCCUAAUCCCGUAGAAUUUUACACACAGGUUUAUGAUGUUCUGGCUGAGUUGGCAGAAUCUGUUAUACCUCUUAUCUCCCGUAACGACAUAAUUCAACUUGAGUUAAGCGGGCAGGGGUUUGCUCAUCAUACCAUCGUACAAGUCGAUGACGAAGGCGAUUCAAUUUUGCCUGCAUUUCAGGAAUUUUUAGACGACUUAACACAAUCUAACGAGGAAUUAACCGACAACGUAGAAAUAGUCCUUCAGGUUGUAAGAACGCCAA